Messenger RNA from Moesziomyces antarcticus, 4233 nucleotides. RefSeq lists its product as uncharacterized. Lineage: Eukaryota; Fungi; Basidiomycota; Ustilaginomycetes; Ustilaginales; Ustilaginaceae. Gene Ontology annotation, biological process: folic acid-containing compound biosynthetic process. Gene Ontology annotation, cellular component: mitochondrion; cytoplasm; cytosol. The record is from RefSeq and is a predicted model, not a curated record. The coding region runs from base 1 to 4233 and encodes 1410 amino acids. The transcript has a single exon. Gene Ontology annotation, molecular function: ATP binding; dihydrofolate synthase activity; tetrahydrofolylpolyglutamate synthase activity.
AUGCAAUCGCGCUCCUGUGCGAGCACUGCCGCCGUAUUCUCCCGCGGCUUCGUCCUGCAAACUCGUCCUCGCAUCCAUCUUCAGGUAGCAAAGCCAACCUCGAUCGCGCACAGACACUUCCACGCUCGUCCUAUCCCGAGAGUGCUUCACAGCCUGACCGCACUAGCAUCCGUUCCCACCGCCCCACCCAACCACGCCAUCAUGCCCUCGGCGGACCGCGCUCUGCCUGGCGGCGGGCCGGCGCCCCUGAUCACCCUCAAGACCCACCCUCCGCUGCCGGCGUUCAGCAUCCCCCACCGCGUCCCCGACCCGUCCGCCGACAUCUCGUCGUUCAAGCUAUCCAUCCUCCGCAUCCUCACCGGCCAGACCAAUGCACAGUCGUCCACCAAGCCGCUCACCUUCUCGGAAGAGGUCAAGGAAAAGGCGAUCAAUGGCUGGAAGAUGCAGAUGCUCACCCUCGAGCUCAGGCAGCGCGACGACCUCGAAGCCGAAGACCCCGAUGCGGAAGACGAGGACCCGACCGAGAUGCGCGGCUUCGAGCUUCAGGACCACCACGAGUGCAGCUUAAUCGAGGAGGGCGACCAGAUUGUCGUCCGACUCAAACCGGCCCAUACGCUCCAGGAGCUCGAGCUGCCAAAGCUGCCAGAGGCACAUCGAUACUCGGCUCCGACUGGAUCGCUCACGAGGGCGGGCACGCUCUCUGAACCGCCGCCCUACUCGAUCAUCCAGCCUUCGGAGCCGUCGUCCUUCUCGUCGUCCGUGGGUGCACAGCCCAAUGCGAACUACCACCAGCACCGCUACCAGGACUAUCGCCAGUCCUUCCGCGUGGUCACUGCCACCAACGUCGGCUCGGGCCACAUUCGUCGCUCCUCGGCCAACAAUGCUGGCGGCUACUCGUCCAACAGCCCCGUCAACCUCGCAGGCGGGCUCAAUCUGCUCCAGUCGUCGUCGGCCAAGCAGAGCGGGCCCAAGAACAAGCGCCGCUCCUCGGCAGCUGCCGUAGCAACCACCACGGCAACCACCAAGCCGAGUGCCAGUCCCAAGCUGGGUGGCUCAGCUGCGCUUCCCACCGCCACAACGCCUUCGACCUCAACCCAGGCUUCUGCAUCCACUAACCCGAGCACCGCCGCGCUGCCGUCCUCGACGGUUGACCUGCAGCAUGUCGCAUCGCCGCCGACCUCGCCUAGGCUCGACUCGGGGGCUGCCACGCCGGUCUCUGCUUCGGCUGCAAAUGAAAAGCCCUCGGCACGCCGCAACAGCUCGUCGACCGUCAAUGCGGCUGCGCAGCGGUCUGCGUCUGCGGCAGCCGCGAGCGCUUCGUCGCCCAACUCGCCCCAUCCCGAUGGACGCUCGAGUGGCUUCCUGGCGAUGCCCGCCACCGCGCUCGUCAUCGGCCCGGGCGUGCAGGGCCAGGUGGGGCGCAAUCCGAACAGCGUCAAUGCGCCCAUCGGCUCGCUCGGCGGACCCGAGAUCACCAGCACCGAGUACGGCAAUGCGCGAGGCUUUGUCGGCUUCACCUCGGCCGGUGGAGGCGAGCUCAGGGCUAAGCCAAGACGCCGACCGAGCAAGCAGAAUAGCCAGGAGUUCAAUUCGGCUGCUGCGGCGGAUGCAGCUGAGAAGCGCGCGGCCCUUGCACGUCGGGCGUCGAACGAGGCGGGUCAGAACGGCAACGAAGCGCCCAAACGACCGGUCAAGGAGAGACAGGCAUCGUCGAGCAGUCGUGUGGGCAAGACGGAGCUACCGACCCCACCUGUGCUGCCGCCCAUCCAGAACCUCGCGCCGUUCCCAGAGAUGAUCGAGGCGAGCGAAAGGCCGAGGCGCGAGCGCGACCUACCGCCCAUGCCCACCGCUGCGGACGAGGCCGAGAACGGUGCGUCGAUGGUGGCGGUGAGUGCGCCCACCGAGUCGCGUCCGCCGCGGCUGUCGUUCCUGCGCAAGUUCAGCAGCGCCACCAACACCAGUCGCAACACGGACAGCGGGCAGGAUUCACCCGGGGCGGAGCCGCGCGGACUCGGCCUGGGCUCGUACCGCGCAUCGCACGUCACCAGCACGCCGAUCGACGAGAUGGACGCCGCAAUCAAGCCCGCCCUCGACGGCGAGGCGCAGAACAACAGCCUCACGAGGGCCGAGCGCAGGUACCUCGAGGUGCAAAAGGCGCUCGCUGACGAGAGAGACAAGCAGGCCGAGGCGGAGAAGCUGCGUGCGGGAGAGAUCCGCGCACAGCACGAACGCAAGCAGAAGGAAAGAGAGAAGAAGGAGGCCGAGGCAAAGAAGCGCGCCGAGGAGCAGAAGUGGCAGAUGUGGGAGGAGGUCAGGCGCAGACAGAAGACCGCCGAUACCGCCAAACCCGUGCCGCCGGGCAUUCAGAGGCUGUAUAGCGGCGCUACCGCCGACUCGAACGGCUCGAAGGACAAGAGUGCAGCCCAGCCAGUGCAAGCAACGAGGCCAGGCGGGUCGCGCGCUCGCGCUGCCUCGACCGAGCAUGCUGCGGCGGCGGAAAGCAACGUGCGCUCGGCAGGCACGAACGGUGCGGCGGGAGCAGCUUCAACCCCUUGUGCAGCGGGUGCGGGCACGGCGGGCGAUAGCAGCUCAAACGGCGCUUCCGGUCCGCGCAUCGAGCUGGGGCUGGAGCGCAUCACGCGGCUGCUCGCACGUCUCGGCUCGCCGCAUACGCGCUUCCCCGUGAUCCACGUGGCGGGGACCAACGGCAAGGGCAGCACCAUCGCGUACCUGGACGCGGUGCUGCGCAACGCGCUCGACAUCCGCACGGGCACCUUUGUCAGCCCGCACCUGAUCGAGCGCCGCGACUGCUGCAAGGUCAACGGCGCGGUGGUGUCGAAGCCGAUCUGGCGGCUGGCGCAGUCCGACGUGCUAUCUGCCGACCAGGGGCUUGACAUCCCCGCGUCCGAGGAUGAUGACGGGCAGCCACUCAAGUCGUCGCCAUUUGAGCUGCUCACGGCGCAGACGUUCCAGGCGUUUGCAUUGUUGCCCGAGCACGAGCGGCCCGAGGUGCUGUUGAUCGAGGUCGGGCUGGGCGGGAGGCUGGAUGCGACGAACGUGUUUGGGCGCGACCAGGUGCUGGCGAGUGUGAUUUGUCCGAUCGACCGCGACCACGAGGCGUUCCUGGGCAGCGAGCUCGCGGGCAUUGCGCGCGAGAAAGCGGGCAUCGUCAAGGAUUCCGGGCUCUGCAUUAUCGCCGAUCAACGCUUGGAAGACGUGGGUGCGGUGGAUCAGCUUGCGCUUGGGCCGGUGGAGAACGAAUCGAAGCAGCUGGGUUCGCGGGCGGCGGGGAUCUUGGAUGCGGUGCGCAAUGUGUGCAUUGCGCGCGGGGCUCGGCUCGUCAAGACGUACAUUCCGUGGAAGCUGUUGACUCUCCCUCCUACGCGGCAGUCGCGCUGGGGAGCGGCGGUGGACUUUACACCUCGCUUGGGGCCGACGCUGUUUCUGUCGACGAGCGGGAUGAAUCCGCGGGGGACGUUUGUGGCGCAUCCGCACGAUCCGGUGCUCUACUCGGUGGCGGUGGGGAUCGAGCGCACGCGUGCCAAUUUGACGGGCGUGUGCAUGGCGGUUCAGACGCUCUCGUCGAUCGCGCGCGACGAGGUGGAGGAUGGGUGGGGCGAGCUGCGCAUGCGCAUCAUGUGGGGGCUGCGCGACGAUGCCGAAGCCAACGUGCGGCUGCGCGAGGCGCUCAAUGCAGUCCACUGGGCAGGCCGCUGUUCUUGGCACAUCCUCGGUGGGGUUGACGUGCUGGUGGAUGGGGCGCACAAUGCCGCGUCGGCACUCGCGCUGAGGGAGUACAUUGAUGCAUGCCUCGCCGCACGUGCAUUGUCUGCGCCAGCAGGCAAGGGCAAGGCAAAGACAGAAGCGCAGUUCGAGGUGACGUACGUGCUGGCGUUUAGCGAGGGCAAGGACUACGAGGCCAUGGUGCGGGCACUGCUCGAGCAGCCAUCGGACCGCGUCGAGCGCAACAAUGUAGCCCUGACUACGUUCAGUCCGCCCGAGGGCAUGCCGUGGGUGCGCAGCGUGGAACUCGACGACGCGCUUCGUACGCUCAAGAGCGUGGCGCGCACAGUGGACGUGGGCGAGAUCCGCACCUUCCCCGCCAUCGCAGGUGCGCUCGAGUGGGCCGAGGGCAAGAGCGCAGGCAAAGGCGCCGUUGUGGUGGCGGGCAGUCUGUACCUCGUGGCGGACAUGUACAGGCUGCUGCAGCAGCGCGGAUUGUACUCGCCCUAG